Catharus ustulatus (Swainson's thrush) is the source of this 2365-nucleotide messenger RNA. RefSeq names its product testis expressed 36 (gene TEX36). Lineage: Eukaryota; Metazoa; Chordata; Aves; Passeriformes; Turdidae. The record is from RefSeq and is a predicted model, not a curated record. Bases 198 to 737 code for a protein of 179 amino acids. The transcript is spliced from 4 exons.
AGCCGUGCUUUCCCUCUUCCCUGCGGCACACGAACAACAGCAGCGUUGCCCGGCGCCGCUUGCGGUGGUGUGGAUGUCGCUGAACCCCGGGAGGGCUCUGAGGUCACAGCGGAGGAGCGUUCCACGGCGGGCCCCUGCUCUGAGCCCAUCUCCAGGGAGCCGCGGCAGAGCCUCCGGAGGCGCAGUGACAUCGGGCCAUGGCUGAGGACGGCUCUGGGCAGCCCGGCGACCGGCGCCCUGGCGACUGGUUUGCUCAUCUUGGAGUGGAGCACGGCGAGCUGGAAUCAACAACAACUGCUUCCCAAAGACAUGUCCUGAACUCGGCAGCCGCCCUGGGCAAGGUUCACAGAAUGCCGCUGGAAUACAAAGCUCGCGUGCAGGAAGCAGGAAACAACAAUUUCCCAUUCUCUUCUCAUGACAACAGACAUGACAUAUGCAAUGCAGCUGAGUAUUUUGACUUGGGCAUGGGCCUGAGGAAGCAAGAUCCAGAGAAACAGAAAAAGAACUCCCAUAACUUCUUUGAGUGGGCUCGUGCACCGGGCAGGAGCAGCAGCGAAGGUUUCAUAACCGUGUACCAGACCUCGUUUGUGGCAGAUCAGGCCUCUGGGAGCGAGGGCUGCUGCUGCAGGCGCUACCCCAAACACCACAUCCACAAACCCAGCACCAGCCCAAAGCAGUGCUGUGCCAAACAUGCUCCUGAGGGCGACAGUGCCCGGGAGCCAGACAAGAAAUGUUAAUCAGCAAAACGCCUCUGGAGCUGGACUAUUCACUACUCAAAACACUGGUGAAGGAAUAAACAUAUGUGUAAAGUGCACGUGGUAGUACAGCUGAGAGCUCAUUGUCAUCAACAACCUUCCAUUACUCUGGAAACAUACAUUAUUAUAAAACCCUUAAAGAGCAGCAUUAUGAGGAAAAAUAAGACUGUGCAUAUUUUUAGACAUAGCUCUACUGGUAGAACAGAGAUAGGGAUUGUGCUUGAGUUACCUGAUACUGGUUGACCCUCAUCUUGAUACAAAAGCUCCUUCAACUUCUGAAUCAGUGGCAGGGCUGUACCUCAGGCAGCUGACAGCACCUGUAUUGACACAGGAGAAUAAUGGAACUAGAUCCUAGAGGGAUUGCCAUAGCAGGGAGUAAAACCCCUGUGUGCUCAGGUAAGACAGAAACAUUUCUGAAAGGUUUUGUGGCUAAGAAGGCAGGUGACUAGCCUCUAGAGAAAGUAAAUUAAAAAGAAGCUGUACAAAAUAAGUGUCCUGUUUGGUUAUAGCUCAGCAAUUGUAGAAGUGAAAAAGAGUGUUGUGAACAACAUUUGUCCACUCACAAAUUUGAUUCAUGGCUGUAAAGGGAGAAAAAAGCUCGAGCAGAGGUAGAAGGAGAGGAUGGAGGUUUGAGUUUGGGAUGGACUGGAUCUUAAAAGAACUCAUGAUUUUUUAGUUACAUGUCCCUCAGGAAGAUAAUUCAAACCCAGUCCUCCAAGCACUCUGCUCCCAGAAUAUUCUGUGAUGUUAAGAUGUGGCAGGCAGUAGAGUCAGACCUCCAGAUGAUGUGUUUUCCUCUUCUGGAUCCUUUCCAUUAAUAUCAAUAAAAUAAUAGGCUAAAAUGUGUGUCUUAAAAUAUCCUGCAAAUAAGCUUGUUGCUAUGCAAAAUAAUGUUGACUAAAAAUAAAUCAAUCAUAAGUUUAUGAGAUAAUUUCCUUUAUUUACAAGAGAAAUGGAAAAAUAAACCCUUGACCCUUAGAAUUCCCUGCAUUGUAAGAGCUGCCUUGACUGUGAGCUCAGUUAAGAAAUGAGGUUUCUGCCCUUUGGUGAGCAGAUGCAUUUUUUGGUAUCAGCAUGCAGUGGCUGAUGGCCUUUUUGUGUGCCAUCAAAAUAGAUGGGAUUAGAUUCCCCAAACGUGUAGCAGAUUUAUUAGCACAUGUUGAAAUAAUAAACUCAUUUUUUUAGUGGAGUUCUCCCUGUUAAGAGUUCUUGGGGUGCUGCACAAUACAUCAAAAUCCAAAACAUCAAUGAACAAUGUAAAACCAAAUAAAAAGCCAAGUAACAUAGUGCUAUUAAAAAGAAUUGCUUUUUCUCAAAGUAAAGACAGCCUGCCUGACAGCUCCAGAGUCAGAAUUUCCAGUGCUUUAGCCAACAACUUCAUCCCCAAACUGAUUCAGGACUGAAGUGUGUGCCAAUCACAUGGUGAAUGAAGUGCCCCAUGCUGUUUGGCAAACUGCAAAGGGCAAUCUUGGACCUCCAUCAGAAGGAAGGAGCACAUUCUUGCUCCAUUAGUAAUGUUUAUCUGUGGUUUAGCAUUACAACUGGAUGUGGUGAAAUAAAUUGCUGUAGUUUGUUAUGCCUUAAGACACCAAUAAAAACACUCCAGCUUU